AUGCGUAUGAACGCAUCUAAAACGAAAUGCCUGGUGCUUUCUCGUUAUCCUGCCCAUUGCUUUCUUCAGAUUAAGGGGGAGGCAAUGGAGCAGGUGGAGAAGUUCAAGUACCUCGGAACUGUAUUUACUAGAGAUGGAAAAUUGGACGAAGAAAUCGACCGGCGAAUUGGAGUAGCCAGUGGCGUUCUGAGUGAACUAGCCUGA
Molecule: messenger RNA, 204 nt
Organism: Soboliphyme baturini
Lineage: Eukaryota; Metazoa; Nematoda; Enoplea; Dioctophymatida; Soboliphymatidae
Source: the annotation of a GenBank genome assembly